AUAAAAAUUUCAAAUCCGCGCGCAAAUACCCUCUCACGAUUCGUUUUCAUCCCUUCGAUUCGUUUCGCGAUUUCUCACAUCCUUUUCUCUUCUUAUCAUCGUCCCUCUCUUUCUCAUUCUCAAACCCUAACCCUAACCCUAGCGCCGCUGAGAAGUUUUUGCGAUGAAAGGCGGGAAAUCGAAGGCGGACACGUCGAAGAAGUCCGAAACGAAGUUGUCGGUGAAGAGGAAGGGAUCCAAGGCGCCGCAGAAGCCGGCGAAAAGGGAGAAGGCUGGGAAGGAUCCUAACAAGCCCAAGAGGCCACCCAGCGCCUUCUUCGUCUUCAUGGAGGAGUUCAGGAAAUCAUACAAAGAGAAAAACCCUAACGUGAACAAGGUCGCCGUUAUAGGGAAAGCUGGUGGCGAGAAGUGGAAAUCCCUGUCCACAGUGGAAAAGGGUCCAUAUGAAGCCAAAGCCGCAAAAUUGAAGACAGAGUAUAACAAGAAGAUGGAUGCCUAUAAUAAUCAGAGCGAGAGUGGAAACAACGCCGCCGAUGACGAAGAAGAGACAUCUGAUAAGUCAAAGUCUGAAGUCAACGAUGAAGAUAACGAGGAUGAAGAAGAAGAGAGUGGCGAGGAUGAAGAUGAUGAUGAAUGAGAUGGACGAGGAUAAGAGGGACGAAGUAGCAGGCCUUGUUGCAGGGUUGGUUAUCUUUUUAUAAUUUGGAAAGCUUUAGGAAAAAUAGAAAAAAAAAACAAAAAAAAGAUGGACCUUUUCUUACUUCGUCUUCUUGUCCUGAAUGUGAUGAUAUUAUAUAUAUAUCAGUUUGGAUGGUUGGGUGGUUCUCUGAUAAUGGCAAACUAUGUUUUGGAGUAGUUUGGUGGGUAAUGGAUGUAUUUUCAGGGCACUUCUUGCAGAGGACUUUGUGUAGUUAAAAAAAAAAAAAAAUAUCGUUCUGACUAA
Dioscorea cayenensis subsp. rotundata (Guinea yam) is the source of this 943-nucleotide messenger RNA. RefSeq names its product HMG1/2-like protein. NCBI's taxonomy places the organism in Eukaryota, Viridiplantae, Streptophyta, Magnoliopsida, Dioscoreales, Dioscoreaceae. The transcript is spliced from 8 exons. The coding region runs from base 164 to 637 and encodes 157 amino acids. The record is from RefSeq and is a predicted model, not a curated record.